GCCGCCGCCGAGAACCGUGAGCACAUCUCUCGCUCAACACCGUUCGAAACGCUAACCUCCUUCAUCUCUCUGCUCAUAAAAUUGGUGUUUCAGUAAGGUUUCGUUACAUGUCCUAGUUUCUUACAAAGUACAUUAUGGUUCUUUUGUAAUGGAGAAGUCUCGGGAAAGCGGGUUCUUGUUCUGUAAUUUGUGUGGAACGAUGCUAAUCUUGAAGUCGAGCAAGUAUGCUGAAUGUCCGCUAUGCAAAACUACGCGAAACGCAAAAGAAAUCGUUGACAAGCAGAUAGCUUACACUGUUUCUGAUGAGGAUAUCAGGAGAGAACUAGGAAUCUCUCUGUUUGGUGAAAAAACGCAGGAAGACACUGAGCUACCAAAGAUCAAAAAGGCGUGCGAGAAAUGCCAGCACCCUGAGCUUGUAUACACAACCAGACAGACAAGAUCAGCAGACGAAGGACAAACAACAUAUUAUACUUGCCCCAAUUGUGGACAUAGAUUCACUGAAGGCUGAGAUUAUUACAUUGUCUAGUAUGAGAUUCGAUUUACGGAGAAUAACCAGUUUUGUUUCUUAUAUUUAUGUUACGAAAAUGUUUUGUCAUCAUUACGACAUUAUGUAUUGAUUCUCACACUAAUGUUACGAAAUCAAUAGUCGAUGUCAUAAUCAAAACCGACUUAAUUUAUGUCA
Molecule: messenger RNA, 682 nt
Organism: Brassica napus (rape)
Lineage: Eukaryota; Viridiplantae; Streptophyta; Magnoliopsida; Brassicales; Brassicaceae
Product: DNA-directed RNA polymerase I subunit RPA12-like
Exons: 6
Coding region: 149-508 (119 amino acids)
Biological process (GO): termination of RNA polymerase I transcription; DNA-templated transcription
Cellular component (GO): RNA polymerase I complex
Molecular function (GO): nucleic acid binding; DNA-directed RNA polymerase activity; zinc ion binding
Source: RefSeq, a predicted model, not a curated record